UAUGUAAUGUAGCAUAGAGCAUCGCGAUGCUUUAUUUGAAUAAGAUUAGGGUGAUGUUGAACUUUGAUCUCAAGCAGGAUGAGAGUGACGUUGAAGGAAUCCACAAGAAUGUAACGAGUGAAAACGAUCGAUGCUGUCUCUGCAAACAGUGUGAUAAAUAACUGCCAUGCUCGCGAUACUGAACAGCUGAUAAAGAUGCACCUUUAGUAACGUUUGACUCAUUGUUUUCCUCAUGCGAUUUUGAAGCGAUAUUUAACUAUUACGCACAAGUCCAGUAUCCGUUGUGCGUUGGAAGGCAGUGAUGUGUCCAUAGUUUCUGUAUUUUUACGUCUACUUAAACGAAAUCCAUGGAUCGGUGAAAUUCAUAAAUUCAGAGUCUGACGAUUGAAGUGAUUUAUUUGUUACCUACAUUUCUGAAAUUUAUUAAAAUCGGAAGAUGGCUGCAUUUAUCUUUGCACUUGCAAUUUUCUCUUCAAUCUCCACUGCAUUUUCCAAUGUCAUUUAUUAUCAACCAGAAGCUGUGCAUAUUGCCUAUGGGGAUAACAUUCAUGAUAUUGUCGUCACUUGGAGCACAAAAAGCAAUACAGGAGAGUCUAUAGUGGAAUAUGGAAUAGGAGGAUAUAUUCUAAGUGCGAGUGGAAAUGCUACGCUAUUUACUGAUGGUGGGAAUGAAAAGCAAAAGCAGUAUAUACACAGAGUAUGGUUGAAGAAUUUAACACCCGACAGCAAAUACAUGUACCACUGUGGUAGUAAAUAUGGUUGGUCAAAUGCUUUUUACGUGAGAACUGCUCCUGAAGAUUCUGCGGAAUGGUCACCACAAAUUGUUAUCUUUGGCGAUAUGGGUAAUGAGAAUGCUCAGAGCUUAGCAAGGUUACAGGAAGAAGCACAACGCGGACUAUAUGAUGCAGCAAUUCAUGUUGGAGAUUUUGCUUAUGACAUGGACACUAGUAAUGCACGUGUUGGAGAUGAAUUUAUGAAUCAGAUAGAAGGAGUUGCUGCUUAUAUACCUUAUAUGACAGUAGCUGGAAAUCAUGAAGAGAAAUACAACUUUAGUAAUUACAGGGCUCGUUUUACAAUGCCAGGAGAUAGUGAGGGUUUAUGGUAUAGUUUCAAUGUAGGCCCUGUUCAUUUCAUUGGUAUAGAGACGGAAGCAUAUUACUUUCUGAAUUAUGGCUUGAAACAGCUCAUUAAACAGUAUCAAUGGCUAGAAAAAGAUUUAGUAGAAGCCAAUAAACCUAUGAACAGAGAAAAACAACCAUGGAUAGUAGCAUAUGGUCACAGACCAAUGUACUGUAGCAAUUUGAACGGGGAUGAUUGUACAAAUCAUCAGAGUCUCAUUAGAGUUGGAUUGCCAUUUUUUAAUUGGUUCGGACUCGAAGAUCUCUUUUAUAAACAUAAAGUAGACUUGCUACUAUGGGCUCAUGAGCAUAGCUACGAACGUAUGUGGCCCAUGUACAAUUUCAAGGUACAAAAUGGUAGUUACGAAGAACCGUAUAAGAAUUACAAGGCACCUGUACACAUAGUAACUGGAUCGGCCGGAUGCAAGGAAGGUAGAGAAAACUUCGUCCCGAAUAAACCUGAAUGGUCUGCAUAUCGUAGCUCAGAUUAUGGUUACACAAGGAUGAAGGCAUAUAAUCGGACUCAUCUAUAUCUUGAACAGGUAUCUGAUGAUAAGGAUGGUGCCGUGUUGGAUCAAGUUUGGCUCAUAAAGGACGAGAUUUUCCCGGCGUACAAUAUAAAUCACCUUGCAAACAAACUGUAGAGCACGUUUCAGGAGAAAAGUAAUUGAAAUAAUUACAUAGACAUAUCUUUUUAGUUAUCAUUUUUUCUCGUUCGACAAAAUGUACCACGCUGUUUUAUGGUAAAUAGCAAAAAGUCUAUAGCUAUAAACUUCAAACAAUCGA
Molecule: messenger RNA, 1904 nt
Organism: Megalopta genalis
Lineage: Eukaryota; Metazoa; Arthropoda; Insecta; Hymenoptera; Halictidae
Product: acid phosphatase type 7
Molecular function (GO): metal ion binding; acid phosphatase activity
Source: RefSeq, a predicted model, not a curated record